AUGACACUUAGGCCUUUUUUUUCAAUGAGUCGUUUCGUCAGCAUAUCAGAUUUUAGCGCAGAAGGUACGCCAAACGGUCUUUCUUUUGCGAAGGACUGCUAUCUGGUAGUCAUAGAAAAGUUAAGUGAACAUUGGAGUUUGGCUUGCAGCUCAGAAGGAGCUGGACUUGUUCCAAAUAAUCAUUUACUUUCAGCCGAUGAUUCUGAUCCUCGUGCUUCUUAUGUUGACGAGUAUGUUGAAAAUGCAAUAUCAAAGUUAAAAUCCCAGCGAAAAGGGAAAAAUGAAAAUUUGUUUUUAAAGAAAUUAGAAAAAUAUUUAAAGGCAAAGAAUAGGUGCCCAAAGGGUCCAGCACCUCAACCUCCUCAAAUAUCAAAAUCCAAAGAAACGACCAUUGGCGAGAAUUUAGCAAGUCGAAUAGAUUCUUCGAGGCGUUCUUUAGAAAACCAAACUCCUGAUGAAUUAGGUUAUGAUUUAGUUGGAAAAGUUCGACAAGCAACAUCAAUUAGUCAUAAUUUAAGUAAAAUUGCAGUGAAAACAGUUUUGGGAGAAAUUCAGAAGGCCUAUCCAUCAAUACGCGAUUCGUUAAAUAAUGUUCUAGAGUCUCUAAAUAAUGAGGAUAUUGAAGGUAAAGAAAGUAUUGAUUGCGAAAAAUUAAGAGACUAUUUGAAAGAAAUAGAACUUCAUAAAGAGGAUACCCAACAAAGGAGUUGGGCAUGUCAAGAAGAUGAAUCAACUAUAUUGAAUAUUCUCGAGAAUAUACUGAGUAUAUUGCAAAAUGCUCAUACAAAUAGUAUAAAAAAGGAACUUUUUGUGGAUCAUUGUAAACCACUAAAUACGAUAGAUCACGAAUUUCUUGAGAACCUAUUUCAAGAAAUUGAAGCGGAUGAAGACGAAGAAAUGUGCAAUUUAUUAUUACACUUUUUAAUUUGCUUUAAUCUACAUUUUGAAUUGCCACAAGAGAAUUUAAUAAUGGAAAUUAUCGAAAAUAAGGGAUACGCUAAAGUAUUUACAGAAAAGUUAAUGGUUCUGUUCAACAGGGGAGAUGAUCCUGCAACGAUGUUUAGCUAUCAGCAAAAUCAAAGAAAUUCUGUUAUUAAAUUAACAUCAGAUAUUUUUUCGAAUACUAAAACAGCUAUAAUUUUCUAUACGAACGAUAUUAUAGUACUUUUUGAUAUUAUUGAAAGACAAAUAACGAAUUUAGAAGAUGGAGAUCAGCUAAGAACCGAAUUUCUCUCGCUUUGUGAUUUAGUUGUGAAAAAUACGGAUUUAGAAGAUAUUUUAGAUAGUAUAAAGAAGAUUGAACAUUGUUUAAAGUUGGUAAAAGACAGCAUUACGUGUCCAGAUCAUGAUAGAUUAAUUAUCGACGAAAUUCAGAAAACCCUUAAAAAGUGA
This is a messenger RNA of Dimorphilus gyrociliatus, 1392 nucleotides long. Lineage: Eukaryota; Metazoa; Annelida; Polychaeta; Dinophilidae. The record is from the annotation of a GenBank genome assembly.